Molecule: messenger RNA, 441 nt
Organism: Heterobasidion irregulare TC 32-1
Lineage: Eukaryota; Fungi; Basidiomycota; Agaricomycetes; Russulales; Bondarzewiaceae
Exons: 2
Source: RefSeq, a predicted model, not a curated record
GAGUCUCCCUGGCACGACGACCCGUCCUCCGCCUCUCACAUCGAGGGAGCAGAAUGGGCGAAGCUAUCAUCAGAUUUCACCAACGCUGGAUACCGCGAGGGCAUCACCGCCGGGAAAGAGUCCGCGCUACAAGAGGGCUUCGACGCCGGCUUUGCGCAGAUCGGCGUGCCGCUCGGGCGCGAGCUGGGCAUCAUGCGCGGACUCGCGGCGGCGCUGCAGCACUUCUUGAACACGCUGCCGCAAUCGGAGGCCACGGCCGCACACAUGACGGAGGCGCGCGAUAUCUCCACGCAGCUUGCGGAGGUGCGCUUUGCGGACGUCGCGCCUCGUGAUUUGGAGGCGGAGCAGCACGCGCGGGAGCAUCUGACGACGUAUGGCGAGGAGAUGGACGGGAACGAGGAGGUGGAAGCGAAGCGGAAGGUGGAGCAGCUGGAGGACAUG